Messenger RNA from Rotaria socialis, 546 nucleotides. The record is from the annotation of a GenBank genome assembly. Lineage: Eukaryota; Metazoa; Rotifera; Eurotatoria; Philodinida; Philodinidae.
AUGCUAACAACUGAAAAUCGAUUACAGGAAAGGCUUGCGAAACACACGGGUACAACAUCACUACAUUGGUCAAAGCACAACGCUGCCAAUUUUCAAUUUCCACCACUGACCGAAGAAAACAUUGGUGAUCUUACAUUUGGUUCUUAUCAAAUCAGGAUGGCAAAGUCUGACAUCAUCGAGCACAUCAGGCAGUCUCAAACAAAUGAAGAAGAAAUGGAAUUUAUCGUUGAACUUUGUAAUGAACACGAUGACUUAGUUCGAGCACGAUUUCAAUCACGUCACUCAAACAACAAGAACCAUAUUGCUACUGUACAAUUCGACCACCACAAGCAACAGCCGAUCGAUGGAUGGUAUUGCACUUGUUCUACAGAUGCACGAGAAGUCGACAUAUGCUCUCACAUAACAGCCCUUCUAUGGCACUUAGGUGUUAACACAGCUGUUAUUGCCACCGAUAAUCAUCCGCUCUUUGCAUCUCGAUUGAUCAGAGCCAUCGACGACAGCACACACUUCAGCGAAAAUGACAGCAGCUUAGAUGAUCUAUCCUGA